Adelges cooleyi (spruce gall adelgid) is the source of this 734-nucleotide messenger RNA. Its product is annotated as thioredoxin, mitochondrial-like. NCBI's taxonomy places the organism in Eukaryota, Metazoa, Arthropoda, Insecta, Hemiptera, Adelgidae. The record is from RefSeq and is a predicted model, not a curated record. The transcript has 4 exons. Bases 154 to 585 code for a protein of 143 amino acids. Gene Ontology annotation, molecular function: protein-disulfide reductase activity; oxidoreductase activity, acting on a sulfur group of donors, disulfide as acceptor. Gene Ontology annotation, cellular component: cytoplasm.
AUGCAACCUUAGAAGUUAAAAAAUUGACGAAUGACUCCAUUUUUAUUUUGCAUUAUACUUAUUCACUUUUCCAUUUAAUUUUCUCAUUUUUGCGAAAGACAAAAUUUAAUAUAUUGUUAUUACAUUAUAUUAUUUAUAUUAACAUUAAAUUAAAUGAACAUGUUUUCAAGAAGUAUUGCAAAAAGUUGCCAAGUUGCCAUACAACGGACGUUUACCUCUUCUGUUGUUCGACGCAGUAUCGUUAAAAUACAAGAUCAAGAAGACUUCAAUAAACUUGUUAUAAACAGCAAGGAGCCUGUUGUCGUUGAUUUUUUUGCUACGUGGUGUGGACCUUGUAAAAUGCUGCAGCCACGUAUCGAAAGUAUUAUCGGUGAACAAAAUGGUGCAGUUAGUCUUGUAAAAGUGGACAUCGAUGAAAACGCUGAAAUCGCGAUGGAAUAUGGUGUGUCUGUGGUACCAGAGUUAAUUGCUAUGAGAGGAGGCAAAGUGCUGUCAAAAAUUGUUGGAUUACAAGACGAAGAUAAAUUAAGACAAUUUGUGGCAAAGUUAAUUGAUCAAACUACAGUUCAAAAGGAAACAAAUUAAAUUUACCAUUUAUAUAUUAUCAACUAUUAAUCAUAGACAAAGUAAAUGUUUGUAAUCUAUGAUUAAAUAGGAGUUUGUAUAUGAUCGAUUGUUAUGUAUGAUAAUUAGUUAACUACUAUACACUUUAUAGUAGAUAUUCCUUACUUUUU